Messenger RNA from Nestor notabilis (Kea), 858 nucleotides. RefSeq names its product mitochondrial E3 ubiquitin protein ligase 1 (gene MUL1). Lineage: Eukaryota; Metazoa; Chordata; Aves; Psittaciformes; Psittacidae. Gene Ontology annotation, biological process: protein ubiquitination; organelle organization. The transcript is spliced from 2 exons. Gene Ontology annotation, molecular function: ubiquitin-protein transferase activity. Gene Ontology annotation, cellular component: mitochondrion. The annotation marks the transcript as partial. The record is from RefSeq and is a predicted model, not a curated record.
UCAGGGGUGGUGCAGUCCGUGAAGGAGACCCUGAGCAGCCAGUUUGUGGAGAACUGCAAGGGCGUCGUGCAGAGGCUGACGCUGCAGGAGCACAAGAUGGUGUGGAACCGAACAACACACCUCUGGAACGACUACGAGAAGAUCAUCCACCAGAGAACCAACACGACUCCCUUCGACCUGGUCCCUGCGGAGGAGGGCGCCGCCGGCGUCACCGUGAGGGUGAUGAAGCCGCUGGACGCGGCCGAGCUGAGCCUGGAGACGGUGUAUGAGAAAUUCCACCCCUCUGUCCAGUCCUUCACCGAUGUCAUCGGCCACUACAUCAGCGGGGAGCGCCCCAAGGGCAUCCAGGAGACGGAGCAGAUGCUGAAGGUGGGCACGGCGCUGACCGGGGUGGGGGAGCUGGUCCUGGAUAACGCCACCAUCAAGCUGCAGCCCCCGAAGCAGGGCAUGCCCUACUACCUGAGCGCCGUGGAUUUCGACUCCCUGCUCCACAGACAAGAAUCCAACGUCCGCUUCUGGAAAAUCCUGACGGUGGUUUUCGGCUUUGCCACCUGCGCCAUCCUCUUUGUCAUCCUCCGGAAGCAGUACCAGCACCACCGCGAGCGGCAGCACCUCAGGCAGAUGCAGGAUGAGUUCCGGCAGGCCCAGGAGCACCUCAUGAGGGAAAUGAACGUGGAGGGGGGAGAGACGCUCAAAAACGCCUGUGUCAUCUGCUUGAGCAACCCCAAAUCCUGCGUGUUCCUGGAGUGUGGGCACGUGUGCUCCUGCAACGAGUGCUACCAGGCGCUGCCCGAGCCCCGGCGGUGCCCCAUCUGCCGGCAGGCCAUCGCCAGGGUGGUUCCUCUCUACAACAGUUAA